Adineta steineri is the source of this 1104-nucleotide messenger RNA. The record is from the annotation of a GenBank genome assembly. NCBI's taxonomy places the organism in Eukaryota, Metazoa, Rotifera, Eurotatoria, Adinetida, Adinetidae.
AUGUCGCAAAGUACACUUCAAAAUCUGAAAAAUGAUGUGAAAGCUGGUCGUGUACCUAUGCGUGGUGUUAAUCUUGGUGGAUGGCUUGUUGGUGAAUAUUGGAUGACAUCAGCAUCACCUGCAUGGAGUGGAGUUCCAUCAGAUGUUGCUAAUCAUGGGGAAUAUAAAACUAUGGAAUAUCUUGGUCAUGCUAAGGGUGAUAAUCAAUUCAAACAACAUCGUGAUACAUAUAUUACUGAACAAGAUUUUCGUGAAAUUGCUGCAGCUAAUAUGAAUACAGUUCGUAUACCUAUUGGUUAUUGGAUUACUGGCUUUGAUAAUCAACCUGGUGGUGAUCCAAAUGGAUGGAAAGUUUAUGCACCUGGAGGAAUAAAUUAUUUAGAUAGAGCUAUACGUGAAUGGGCACCAAAGUAUAAUUUACUUGUAUUGGUUUCACUUCAUGCAGCUAAAGGUAGUCAGAAUGGUAAUGAUCAUAGUUCUCCAUCUGAUCCAGGCAAUUCACAUUGGUCACAAUAUCCAGAAAAUGUUCGAAAUGCAUUAGAUUGUGUCGAAUUUUUAGCACGACGAUAUAAUAAUGACUUAGCAUUUUUAGGUAUCGGUUUACUCAAUGAACCAAUGAGAACAACAGAUGAAGGAAUUUUGAAACAAUAUUAUUAUGAUGCUUAUGGUCGUAUUCGUACAUUUUCAGAUUGUAUGUUGACAGUAGCACCUUUACUUUAUCAACAAGGACCAUACGAUAGUGAUUGGGCUCGUUUUAUGCCACCACCUCAAUUUCAUGGCGUUCGACAUGAAUGGCAUCGUUAUCAAAUUUGGGGAUAUGAAGGUUGGAAUAAAGAUCAAUUAAUAAAUUAUGCUGAAAAUCAAUUGAGAACUGAUAUGAAAAACUGGAAAGGUAAUUGGUUAUUUAUUGGUGAAUGGUCAAUUGCAUCAUCAGCUGCUUUUAAUGAUGAUGAUUUACGUCGAUAUGCUCGAGCACAAAUUGCUGCAUUCAGUGAAUCACCUGGUGGAUGGACAUAUUGGACAUGGAAAUUUUAUAAUGAUGAUGGUUCAAAAAAUGGAUGGAGUAUGAGAGCAAUGAUCAAUCGUGGUCUUAUUCAACUUUAA